AUGAAUCUGGUUGUGAUUUGCUGGUGUAAUACGAUUUGUGAUUUUCUUCACUUUCUCCAUUUCCAUCACCAGCGUUAUCCUCCGUCCUCUGCCCGCGCCGCGCCGCGCACGCGAACCGCACCUCUCCCCGCCGCCCCAACCGCUCCCGUCCGGCAAGCCUUCCUCCUCCCCUCCACCCGCCUGCUUCCCACCACCCAUGGAGCCCUAGUCGCGCCGCCCUCGAGCCGACUCGACCAGCGAUGGUCCUCGCGGAGGCCUUGCGCGCGCGGCUGCUGGCCGCGCUGCGGCCGUGGCUGGCGGCGGACCCGGCCGACCUGCGGGUGGAGCCGGGCCUCGCCCGCUCCCGCGCCGUCGCGCGCGGGCUCGAGCUCGACGUCUCCGCGCUCAACGCCGCCGCGGGGGAGCCCGCGCCCUGGCCCGCCAGGUUCGACCGCGCGGUCGCCGCAGAGGUCGAGCUCGCCGCCUCGCCCUGGGCCGCCCCCGCGCUCUGCGCCGUCGUGCGCGGCGUGGACGUCGCGCUCACACUCAGGGAGCCUGCGCGGAAGAAGCAGCGGCCAGACUACAAGGAAUGGGUCUCUAAGGAGAAGAAGAGAGUGCUUGCAUCAUUGGACCCUCAGGGCCAAAUGUUGCAUGAGAUGAUUGAAGGGGUAGUUAACUCCAUGGAAGAUAAGCUUGCUUCAGUGUUUUCCAGUGUGCUUCUGAACUGUGGUCAGGUGCGGCUUGAUGAUGUCACGAUACAAGUUCGAUAUCUUGAUGACUCCCAUGUUUUUGUAUUGAGGACAACUGACUUACAGUUUGGUCCUGAGCUUGUUUUUCGCAGCUCUCUGUUCAGAGGACUAGUUGGGUCUUUUAUAUCAUUCAGAAAGAAGAAUAGCAUGUUUGUUAAAUGUGCUGAAUUUGAGUUUUUGCUGAAGGAGAAUGAUUCUAUAGAUUGCACUGCAUCUCUCACCGGCAUAUCUGCUUCAGUUAGAUUGGAUAAUCUCCAAGUUGCUGCUUUUGGCAUUCAUAUCCCAAGUGCAUGCUGGGAGAUUUCACCCAAAUUUGUUCCUUCGUUGAUGGUGAUAUUGGAUAUUACAAGCCAGAAGGAAGAGUAUGGGGUUAGGAAUGGCAGAGAGCUUUGGAAAAUCGCUGCACAAAAGCUUGACAACUCAGUAGUGCGUCGAAGAUUUUCUUUAAACAAGGCCGUAAGCCAUGCUGCUUUCUGGCGGCGCUAUGUUCAUGCUUAUGUACUGUUGCUAACAUUAGUAGGGUAUCCCUCUGACAAGAUUAUAGUAAGGAACUGUGGUAGGGUAUCAAGGAACAGGAAACUCUGGGAUUCUAUCAGAGAUCAUUGGGAAACUGUUAUUGAUUUGGAGGAGAAAAUUCCUGUAGAAGCUAUUGCUAGAGCACGGUGUGCCGCACGUUCAAAACUAAUUGUGUCACAGCAACUAAACAAGCAAGAAUCAUCAAAAGCGCUUCUGGUUUCUUCCUUGUUGAAAGUUCUUUCGCCCUUUAUAUAUUUAUGGAGGUUUCUUGGGUUCAUAUGGUGGUCAGUGUGGGCAACUAUGGGCCCUGGAAACAAAACAUAUAGAUCAUAUGCAUAUAUUUUUCCUGGUGUUACUCAUGAUGUAGACACGGAGCUUCAGCUCAGCGUCCACCUUGGGGAACUCUCUGUAACCUUGUUACCUAUUGCUGAUCACUUCACUGAUUCAAAAAGACCAAACAAAGGAAACAAGACCUAUCAGAUCGAUUCACCUUCGGCACAUCUUGUAAUGAAGUCAUCAUGCUUACUUUACUCAGCUGGUUGCACCACACAAUCAUUGUUUUUAGCAGUUGGGGAACUGAAGACAUGCCUUUCUGGUGUCCUAAAGUUACUACAGGUAGACAAUAGCAACACUCCCAGGAGGAAUUCAUCUUUUGGAACAGCAGAGUUUGCUGAAGACACUGACUCUAAGAUAAUACUCUGGAGUGACUCUGCUAGUAUGCACCCAUUCUCCCCACAACAAUCAAACAAAUCUUUUUCCUACAAUGAUGAUUUGUCCACAGCCCUUGUAAAGAGUGAUAUGGAUGAGUUAUGGUCAAAUUGGAUGAUAAUUAGCAAUUUAUACAAUGCAUCAGGUCUGAUGCAUCAUGAUAAACCUUCUGUUAUUUUUGAAUCCAAAUAUUUUCUCAUCGAUCCUUACAAAAGUGCAAGUGGUUUUCAGCAACUUAGAUUCACAGUUGGGAGACUAAACAUUGAUUUGGAUUAUCUAUGUGCUUCAUCAACUUAUGUGCUAUACAGACAGUUCAUGCACUACAAACAGCUGAAAGAACUAACUGAAAAAUCACCAGACCUUUCGAACAGCGGUGAUACCUAUGUAGCAUCUACGGGUGGAAUUGUUGAGAAAUUGAGAUCAUUCAAUCAUAGAAUGAAGUUUGCGAUGUUAGAUGCUACUCCAGAAAAUACCCUUCACAUUGUAGCACUGGUUGCCGGUCCAAGUAUACAGUUAUUCUUUGAUAAAAAUAAUGUGUUGCAAAGUAGCAAAUAUGUAUACAAACCCCUUCUUUCUCAGAUGGAUAGCAAGUCCCGUAUAGUUCUCAGUCUGGCAUAUGUGGAAUGUGCUCUCUGGCCAUCAUCUCUAUCUGCUCCAGCUCAUCUAAGAGCUAAUUCACAUACCAAAGAAUCACAUAACACAUUUGCUAGUGUGAAGGAGCCUCAAGAACCACAUCAACUACGAACAGAAAGUAGUGCAAGGCAUGCUUAUCCAGGGUCUGUUGUGCUGGAUGCUUGCUUCAGUUUUGCUGGUUUAACUAUUCUGAUAGAUAAUCCAGAGACAAUUCAGCAGUCUCACAUUUUUGGACCGAUGUCAGCCAAUUUGCAGCUUUCAACAAGCAGGAAGUAUGUCCAUUCCUUCUUUGGGGCUAGAAACAUUAUCUCAACAAACUUAGGAGGAGGAAUUGUUGGUUGCAUAGCUUUACUCUACAUGGAUGAACUUUUCACUGUUUGCCAGCUUAUUGAAAGCAUGCAUUUGGAGGCAUUGAAGUAUGACCUUGUUAAUGUUAAGUAUUCCCAAUAUUUCAUUGGAAGACUAGCAUCAUUUUACAAAAAAAAUAUGAAGGGGAGCACAAUGGAGCUUGUUGCUGGCCAUAUUACCCAGGAAGAAACAGUUGACCCUCAUAUUGAACUCAAUGUUGAAAUACAACUUGAUUUGGAGUCAGCAGACAUCAUCUUUAGUGCUUCACGCAAUGAACUUUUCCCAAAUCCUGCUGUGUUUAUUAACAGUGCCGUAAACUACAUCAGCAGCUCACCUAUAUUUGAGGGCACAGCAACACAGGAAUUACUUGACAUAUUAGCUUUAGGUGUUGGUUUUUGCAUCAUAAGUUCUUCUUUGAAACUUCUGCUUGAUGGAGAACGCACAGACUUCCUCAUUAGUCUAUCUGGAAUUCAAUCUGUGGUAUUCGAUAAUCAAGCUCAGAUGAGUAUUUAUAAUGAUAUACAUCAGCACGGAACCAUAUUUAGUGACUCACUGCAUAGCAAGAACCAGCUCAUUAUAUCAGACUGCAUCUUUCAUCUUAGUGUUGGUUGCAAUAAAGACAACUUGACUGAUGAGAAACUGCAAGAUGGAUCUGGAACUUGUUGCAUUUCUGCUUCUUUAGGAGUUUGCUAUUCAAUUAAAAUUGAAUUUACAGAGGUUUAUGUUGGAGACUACAGCAUACACACUUACUUAUCUGAAUUCAGUCAACGCAGCAAACAGAAAAUCUCUCUGUUGAUCCAUGAUGGCCUUCAGGUUGUCAAAUGCAAAAUUCAGGGUGGUUUGAUCUUUCUGGAAACUAUUUCUUUAGCUAAGCUUGUUUUCUGUUGCAAAGUUUACUUUUGGCUGCUUAUGGAUCUCCCACUGCGGGAAACACCAAACUUAGUCAAAGAUUCAGUACCUCCAAUCUCUUCAGGAAGUGACUAUAUUGUUACCAACAUAUAUACAGAGAGGGAGGUAGCAACUGUGUCUUUAGGUGCUCAUUUACAAAGUGAGGAAUCCAAAUUGAACGCCGUCAAAUGCCUUGAUGUUGAAUCAUCUGGGGUGUCCCUAACUCUUGUUGUUGCAGAUGAAUCUGGUACAUAUCAGGGAUUAACUUUUGAAGUUGACUUAAGUCUUCAGCGAAUGAACCUUGGCAUGAAGUUUCUGUUUGAAGUAAAGCGUCUUUCGAUUUCCACUAUUAGAAGUAUCCACAAGAAUACCCCUGAACAAUUAAGAGAUGUACCGGCACCUCGUUUUCGAUCCAGCAAGUCUGUUGCUCUUUCAUCUCAGUCUGAAAUUCAAGAAUAUCUCCCAUUUGUAGAAGCAGACAAUAUGCUUACUUAUGGUCAUGAUGCUCCUUCAAGCUCAACUUCUGCACUGGGAAGUUCAACAGGCAACACAUCAUUAGAAUUUUCUUCACAUGAGAAUUAUAUCCUCAAGCAUUUCUCUUCUUAUCUCAAGACUGAGAAAAAAAUAUUGGAUGGAGAUUCCAGUUUGGUGAGUUUAAGUGGUGAUUGGUUUGGAUAUGGUUCUGUUUCUGGUUUGGAGGUGGCGAUGUCACUCUCAAACAUUGAGAUGAUCUCAUCAUUACUUGCUCCUUUUUAUGGGAUAAUGAGUUCUGGCUCAACUCAGAAAGAAAUACAGACUGGUGGCACUACUCACCAAGCACAGCUGGACAAUAUGGAUUGUACUAUACCUGAUGGAUCAAUUGUUGCUAUAAGGGAUCUUAAUCAACAGAUGUAUGUAUCAAUCAAAAACACUGGAAGUACAUACCAAGUGGUUGGUGCAUACCAUUAUUCUCUUGCUGGUGAACACGCAUUAUUUAAGGUGAAACACCAGAAGAGAUGGGGAUCCAGCACCCAAUGCAUUUCUCUUUUAUCUUUAUCUGCAAAGAAUGAUGAAGGCAAAGAGCUGGCCCUUAGUUUUUCUCAAGGAUCAGAUUUCGUCGAAAUGUCUUCUUAUGUUGACAAGCCUUGUUCAAUUUGGAACACACUUCCUUUCAGGAUUGAUAAUUUUGAGGAUGACGGUGAUGAUGGCAAAUCUUACAAGGUUAUACCAAGAAGUUCAUACUAUCUUGUCAACAAGAAAAGAAAUUAUGGCAUUGCAUUUGUUGAUGGCUUGCUGGAGUUUGUGAAAAAGCCAGGAAAUCCAUUUAAAGUGCAGGUUUUUGAUGCAUCUAUUUUUUCUGAUGUUGCAAGGCUUAUUGUUCCCCAUAUGAACUUGGAUAAUAUGACUUAUUUAAAUGUGGACGAUGAUGUGCCUUUUGCUGUGAGGGAUAGAUUGGCAAGCGGUGCAAGUUCUCAACUUAUAAUCAUCAAUGUUGAUAAGAUUGUUUUUACCAUCACUCAUGAAGUGUUUGAUACUGAUAAUGUUUUUCCACUUGUCCGAACCUGCAUAAGUGAUGUCCGUGUUGUCACACAAAUAUUCCCAUCCAAGCUCAGGAUUCUAAGUUCAUUCAAAGUCUCAGGGCAGUAUUUCAAGGCACGAAGAAAUCUGUGGGAGGAACUCAUCUCUCCUAUCACCUCCUAUACGUUCUUUCGUUCUAGGUUUCGAAAAUCAGACCCAGUCACUAAGUAUGGCAAGAUGCCCAUCCAUUUCUUCCUUCAUUUAAAGCAGGUGGAUAUAUUUAUUAAUGAGCUUUCAGUUGACAUCCUUCUAUAUUUGGCUGGAAAAUUAGACUUGAUGGGUCCAUAUGCUGUGAGAAGCUCAGCUAUCUUUCCUAACUGCUGCAAGAUAGAGAACGGCUCAAGGCUGGCACUUGUAUGUCAUUUUAAAGAUAAUGGGGAUGCAAUAGUUCCUGGACAACAGUCAACUUCAGUUUUCUUGAGGCACUUUACAUUUGAUGAUAAUCUUCCACAUGAUCAAAAUGUGGUUUCUAUUUGUUUAUUCAAGGAAGGGGUAUUUUCAACUAUUCCAAUCAGCAUUUCUCUCCAUGAGCCUGGUAUUUUCGCAUGGAGGACCCGCGUGUCACCUGUCAAAGAUUCGAGAAGCUUCUCUGGACCAUUUGUUGUGGUUAAAGUGUCCCAGAAUUCUGAGGAAGGAUUAUCCCUUUCAGUUCAACCUUUGUUGAGGAUCUAUAAUAAGAGUGACUUUCCCCUUGAACUUCGGUUUCAGAGGCCAAACAAAGCUGAUGAAGAAGCAGCAUUUGUCACAGUUAGAAGUGGAGACAUGGUUGAUGAAUCUACUGGAGUAUUUGACGCCAUGGAUUUAUCUGGAGGAUCCAAAAGAGCAUUGAUGUCUCUAGCUCUUGGCAAUUUUAUGUUGUCAAUCAGACCUGAGAUGUCUGAAUAUUCUGAAAAUAUUAGUCAGCCAGCUUCAGUGAAAUGGUCAGAAGACAUAACCGGUGAAAAAGCUAUCCGGAUAUCUGGGAUUAUAGAAAAGCUUAAUUAUAACCUAAGAAAAGCCUUCAAUGUUGAUUCCAUGAAGUCUUUUUUUAGCUCUUUGAGUUGCCCUGUUUUUGUCGAUGGUCAUCAUGUUACAGAUCUUCAUUUUUUAAUUCAUACUCUGGGUAGAGAUGUGCCUGUGCAGCCUACAUAUGGAACUCGUGUUUCUGACAGAAGUGCACCAGUGGCAUUACAGUUCCAGAGAGAAAUAUUUAUAUACCCGACUGUACAAGUGUAUAAUUUCUUGCAAACAGACAUACAGGUGGUUCUGACUGACUGUCAACUGGGAAAUAUCAUAGAAGAUAACGUUGGCAGCAUUGGCAAGCAGGCAACGAUUAAGAGUGGUUCUAGUGCUUAUUUUUAUGUGAAUCCUGCCCUAUUUAAUUUCUCAGUCACACUGAUUUCAUAUGGUUCAAAGUCCAAGACAGUUAAUAGUAGUGAUUGGGUUAAGAGAAUGCAAAAGCAGACAGCUCGAGCUCAGUUCCUUGACAUGCUGCUAGAAUUUGUUCCUGGGAAGUAUCAUUCUUCUUUAAGAUUAUUACGUCAGGAGAAAGGCUUGUUGGAGGUUGCUUUGUUCACAAGAUACAUACUACAUAAUACCAGUGAUUACCCCUUACUGUGCACAGCUUCCCAUAAAAAACCACUACCUGAGUCUGAACCUGGAACAAACAAUAUUAAUCUUCCUCCUCAGCAUGGUUGUAUUUUGCCCUCAAUGUCAAUGAGCUCCUGGUUUACAAAGUCAAGUAAAUUGCGAAUAAGCCUACAUAGAGAGAAGGGAUCAGAAACUAUUAUUGAUUUGGAAGCAGUGUCUGGCUUCACUGAUUUUUUUCUGGAGAUCGAAGAUAAUAUGUUGCCUCAUCGUAUGGCAGCUUUUGGAGUGUCUUUGAAACCUGUUCUUUAUGACUUGCCUGUGCCAUCACAAGUUGUACUAAUUGUUCCAAGAUAUGUUAUUUCAAAUGAGUCUGGUACUGCAAUUGCUGUUCGCCAAUGUUUUGUUGAGCACGACACAGAUGGAUUGACAGUUGAAGCUAAACAGAGGGCUACCUUACAAACAUGGAAACCUGGAAAAAAGCGAGAAGUAAAUUACUUUGAUUUAUUUGUCAAGAAGCACAGAAAUGUAUUUGAGGAUUCUCACAUUUUUAUCCAGUUUUGUCCAAAAGAAACUGGAUAUAGUUGGUCUGGACCAAUCUGUGUUUCAUCAAUUGGCCGUUUUUUCUUGAAAUUUAGAAGAUCAGAAGCCAUGGUUGUGACAGAUGGUAUUAAAAGAGAUACUUUACGUGAUGGGAGGCUGAAACAGUUUGCUUCUGUUGAUGUUGUUCAAGAGACCACUUCUUUUGUCUUACACUUCACUAAGCCACCGAAGGUUACACUACCAUAUCGAAUAGAGAAUUGCUUGAAUGAAGCAUCUAUCAUGUAUUUCCAGAAGGAUUCAGUUGAAUCGGAUGUAUUACGCUCUCAAGAGUCAGAACAGUACGCCUGGGAUGACUUAAAUUUACCCCGCAAAUUGGUUGUGCGCAUUGUUGAUACACCUGCAUUGCGUGAAAUUAAAAUAGAUAAAAUCAGUCCAUGGAAGCCAUUUUUGAAGAUGCGCCAAAAUAGCAGGCUUAAUCUGGAUUUCUCGUUCAGUAAUGGACUCAGUUCAGGAAAACAAGGAUUCGAUGAAUCAUUUGGAUUGAGGGCGUUCAAAAUUGGCUAUGAAGUAUAUGCUGAUGGUUUAACAAGAGUUCUACGAAUAUGUGAACUUGCAGACAAUCCCAAAACCGAGAAAAUUCAAUGGCCAAUAGCAAGUGUACAGUUCAGAAUGUCUUAUGUGUGUACUCAUCUUCUUGACAAAGUCCAGAGUGGGGAAAAGGUCCAACCGCCGUCUACAAUCUUAACAGCAAGACUUCAGCAUGUGUCUGCAGACUCAGUUAUCACAGAUAAAUACAAGCAUGUAUCUGUUGCAAUUCAUUCAGUGAAUGUGGAUGAAAAAUGGGAAGGAGCUUCAUUUGGGUCAAUUCUUAGGAGGAACAAGCCUCAGGAUGCUAGUCUCGAUGAAAGUAUUCUUCGCAUAAUCUUUGUAUUGAAUUCAACAAACUCUAGCGUCAAACAAAUCCAAUACUGUUCGAUUAUUCUACAGCCUAUUGAUCUGAAGAUUGAUGAGGAAACAUUAAUGAAGCUUGUACCAUUUUGGAGAGCAUCCCUUGCUCCUACGGGAAUGCCGAGUACACAGUUUUAUUUCAGACAUUUUGAAGUACAUCCAAUUAAGAUCAUAGCAAGCUUUCGUCCUGGUAUCCGACGCACAACUUAUAGUUCUGCUCAAGAGGCUUUGAGAGCACUAUUGCAUAGUGUUAUAAUGGUGCCUGAGAUUAGCAACUCAGCUGUGGAGCUCAAUGGAGUUCUCCUAAAUCACGCUUUAGUUACAUUUCGUGAGCUACUUCUGAAAUGUGCUCAGCAUUAUUCAUGGUACGUCUUGAGGGCAAUCUACUUAACAAAGGGAAGCUCGUUGCUUCCUCCAUCUUUCGCCUCAAUUUUUGAUGACUCUGCUUCAUCUGUUCUUGAUGUUUUCUUUGACCCUUCUGAUGGCUCGCUGAACCUCCCUGGGCUUACCAUAGGCAUGUUUAAAUUUAUAAGCAAAAACAUGAAAUCAGGUGGUUUUUCUGGAACAAAACGGUACCUUGGUGAUCUCGGGAAAACUGUUCAAACUGCAAGUUCGAAUGCUCUCUUUGCUGCCGUCACAGAAAUUUCAGAUAGUGUUGUGAGAGGAGCGGAGACAAAUGGUUUAAAUGGCAUGGUUACCGGUUUCCACCAAGGUAUAUUGACGUUGGCAAUGGAGCCAUCUGUAUUAGGACAGGCUAUAAUGGAGGGUGGUCCUGACAGAAAGAUCAAGCUUGAUCAUAGCCCCGGACUUGAUGAGCUAUACAUCGAAGGGUACCUACAGGCUAUGUUGGAUGUCAUGUAUAAGCAAGAAUAUCUCCGUGUCAGGGUGAUUGAUGACCAGGUUAUCCUAAAGAAUCUACCUCCAAAUAGUGCUCUGAUAAAUGAAAUCGUGGACAAUGUCAAAAGCUUUCUCGUGAGCAAGGCGUUGUUAAAAGGAGAUUCUUCUACAGUUCGGCCUUUGCGCCAUCUGCGAAAUGAACCUGAGUGGAGGAUCGCGCCGACGGUGCUCACCCUGUGCGAGCACCUGUUCGUGAGCUUCGCCGUGCGCGUGCUGCACCGGGAAGCAUCCAAGGCCAUUGCCGGAGUGAUGUCGAGGGUGAAGAAACCCACUGGAGGCGACGGCGAUUGCGAGGGCGAAGGCGACUCAUCCUCAUCUGGUGGAGCCAUGUUGAAACGGAACAGGCUGUGGGUCGUCGGAAGGUUUGCGGUUUCGGGCAUGGUCGCCUACGUCGACGGCCGGCUGUGCCGGCACAUACCCAACCCCAUCGCCAGGAGGAUCGUCAGCGGGUUUCUACUAAGCUUCAUUGAAAGCAAGGGCAACGAAUAGGCAGGCCACAUGAUCACAUGUUCCUCUGCUCCUACCACGGUGAAUAGGCAUGCACGUUGCUCAAAGAAACCAUGUGUGGUAGUGCACGUAAUCUGUCACUGUAAUGUGUAGCUUUGUACAGCAAUUUUGACCGGGACAUGAGCAUACGUUUUAUGUACAGAAACACCGGGACAAGGAAGGUUGUCAUGCUUGGGGUGAUAUAGCUACGCCGGAUGCUUCCCUCCCUGCAGUGCAAUUUCUGUGGUCCGCGCGUGGGAAUCUUUUUAUACUUCUAUGAGAUUUGAAUUGUUCCAACUAAA
Molecule: messenger RNA, 10120 nt
Organism: Phragmites australis (common reed)
Lineage: Eukaryota; Viridiplantae; Streptophyta; Magnoliopsida; Poales; Poaceae
Exons: 36
Coding region: 240-9821 (3193 amino acids)
Biological process (GO): protein targeting to vacuole; protein retention in Golgi apparatus
Cellular component (GO): extrinsic component of membrane
Source: RefSeq, a predicted model, not a curated record